AUGUCGCCCCCUUCCUUGCCCUCUCCCGAGAGGGAACAGGAACUGGAAGCGAGGGCACCACCCGCAUCGUCGUCGUAUGGGGCAGAUUCAUGUCCAGCAGGCGCCCGCGGGGAAGCCAUCCACCAACAGCGUGUUGUGCAGCCGGAUUCAGGCAAAUACGACGAAGAAGCAACUCAAGAGGGGGAAAGGAGAAACGUGACGGCUGCAGAGGAUCUUUCGGCGUUACAGCGGCUCUCUGCGGAGCAAUCAGGGGCUAUUGGAUCGUCGAAGUCUCUAAGCCCGACCUCACGAGCCCUGAUGGCCCAUUCCAAGAGGGGGCGGGACCCGAAAUGGCGGAAACAAGUGAGGACCAAGCUACACCAAGUAUGGAUUGCUCAGGGAUGGCAGAUUCACGGCCGGCCGCUCCAGGACGGCAGCCAAGUCAACGAUCUAUAUCAUCAACCGAGAUGUUUAGAACGAUGGUUGAGGACAUGGCAGAGUCACCGAAUGUAG
This is a messenger RNA of Peronospora matthiolae, 492 nucleotides long. Lineage: Eukaryota; Oomycota; Peronosporomycetes; Peronosporales; Peronosporaceae. The record is from the annotation of a GenBank genome assembly.